Messenger RNA from Callorhinchus milii (elephant shark), 1756 nucleotides. It is a transcript of the gene colec11, whose product is annotated as collectin sub-family member 11. Lineage: Eukaryota; Metazoa; Chordata; Chondrichthyes; Chimaeriformes; Callorhinchidae. The transcript is spliced from 8 exons. The coding region runs from base 153 to 986 and encodes 277 amino acids. The record is from RefSeq and is a predicted model, not a curated record.
GUGGGAUGAGAGGACACAGAAUGAUUCUUCCCUCACAGUUCUGUCUUGCAUCAUAAGUGAUUGGAAUUUAACAUCUGAGAACCUGGUUACUGAUAAUUAAUCGUGAGAGACAGACCAAGAACACAAGAGUCAUUGAACUUUUUGUGGACAUUAUGAACAGUGGGCUGUUUCUGUUUGUGAUCCUGGUUGGCCUUCUCUUCCCAUCCUUGCUCAGAUCUGGAGAAUCUCAAGCAAUAGCAGAUGAAUCGUGUUCUGUACAGAUCCUAGUCCCAGGUCUGAAAGGUGAGACUGGGAAACAGGGAGACAAAGGACUUCCCGGAAGACCAGGGAGAGUUGGCCCAGCUGGAGGGAAAGGAUCUAUUGGAGAAGAGGGCCAAAAGGGUGCAAUGGGUCGCCAUGGCAAAAUAGGCCCGGUUGGUUUAAAAGGAGCCAAGGGGGACACUGGGGAUCCGGGACCGAAAGGCACAGACGGAGAACCAGGCUCUCCCUGUGAGUGUGGCCAAUUGAGAAAGGUUAUUGGAGAGAUGGACAUUCUUGUGACGCAGUUAACAAAUGAACUCAAUUUCAUCAAAAAUGCACUGCCCUCCCCCGCAGCUGUUGCCGGAGUACGAGAGGUGGGAAAUAAACUGUACCUGUUGGUGAAGGAGGAGAAGAGGUACAUGGACGCUCAGGCCUACUGUCGAGAUCGUGGAGGGCUUCUCAGCAUGCCAAAAGAUGAGAUAAUCAACAGCCUUAUUGCUUCCUAUAUCAAUCAAGAGGGGCUGACCAGAGUGUUCAUUGGCAUUGAUGACCUAGACAAGGAAGGCCAAUUCUUCUUCACAGAUGGAUCACCUUUGCUGACUUUCAACAAGUGGCGGAACAGUGAGCCCAACAAUGCCUAUGAUGAGGAGGAUUGUGCAGAAAUGGUAUCUUCUGGUGGGUGGAAUGACGUAGCCUGUCACAUAACCAUGUACUUUGUUUGUGAAUUUGACAAAGACGUGCCUUGACUUGGUCAGAGUCUGGAGUUGCCCUAGUGACAUGCUGGAGGGAGGGGAGGGGGGGAAUUUUGAAAAUUUGCACCUCAGGAAAGCGGCAAUUUUACUGUGCUACACUGUUACUGGCACUGGGCAAUGUCAUGUAAAGAACAUGGCAGGAAACUCCAUGUGUGGCACACCAACUCACUAGUCCAAGGUGGUCGCAGAUCAGAGAUGUGGUCUUGUGAAUCGGAGUGAUGUAGAUGGGGUUUCCUGCAUGUGAUGGUUUAUGUACUGGGAGCUUGGCCCCAAUAACACUGUGGCUUUCCUCGGGAGCACUGUUUCAAUCCCAUUAUUCCACACCCAUGAUGGAUACGUUGGCAUUAAUCUGAAACAAUAGCUGACCUCAUUUGGGUCUUACUCGGAAUGAGUACCUAGAGAUUUUUGUCAAACAUCUGCUCAUGUUCCGGACACACAACACAGAAGGGAUAUCCCAGUUCCCUUACAGAAGAACUGUUUUAUGUUCUUUGUCUUUCCCCAAAGCAUUUCUCAAAUAUUUAUUUUCGGCUCCCAUCUCCUUAUACCAUCUUUCAGUUGUCUCCUUGUUACCUGCUGAGUGCUUGGACUGCAGAUUUCAGUUUGACUAUCAUCUAUUGGAUCGAAUUCAAGAUCCUCGUUCUCCUCUUUGAAUCCCUCCACAAAUUCGGCCCACCCUACCUCUGUGAUGUCCUACAGCCUUAUGACCCCAGCCUCUUCCUUCGUUCAGUGAACACUGUUACCUUCAUGUCCCCCACUUAAUCCAC